GUUGUUAUUGUCGUGGGAAACUUGCUCAUAAUUAUACUUUUUGCACGGCUUAACAAGAAGCUACGAUCUAAAAGUUUAUAUCUUGUUUUGAAUAUGGCAUUUGCUGAUCUGUUUCUGGGAGGUGUAUGUCUCCCUAUGUAUGUUUAUUUCCUGGCUCAUGGUCAGGUUAAAGUUGAUGAAAAAACUCCAACGUUUUUUACAAUAAUUUUCUUCGUCUUCGCACAGGCAUCAUUCAUUACCGCUGCUUUGAUAUCUUGUGAGAGAUUUUACGCCAUCUAUUGGCCGCUGAAGCACCGGCAGACACUUUCUACGCGAACAUACAGGCUCGUUAUUUUGACAGUGUGGACAUUAAGUAUCCUUGGGUCUCUUUUUAUAGUUUUUCUCCUGCAAUUCGUAAGCCUGGUGGCUCUCAAUUCUUUAGUGUGUUUAAUCUUCGUGUCUGUACUUCUAAUCAUCAGCGGCCUGAAUUUUGGUCUUUGGAGAAAGAUUCAGAAACAACCUGUUCCUCAUCACCAAAACAGAGCCUNUUCUGUCAGUUGGCCAGUUAUGUAAAUUAUCCAUUUUGUCUUUUUUUUUUUUUUACAUUUAUUCAAAGUCAUUUGUGGAAAAAUAACCAUCAUCACCGAACCUCGUUGGUCGCUACAAGUCUGUUUCUCAUGCAACAUUAAAUAAAGAGUUUCCAUUGACCAAGAGAUGACAAAUCAGACAAAUAAAUCAACCAUCACUCACCCGGACGAUAAGUCCUUUUCUUCGGCACAAGUCAUCGCUUGGAGUUGUACUCUUGCGACUGAAGCUGUUGUUAUUGUCGUGGGAAACUUGCUCAUAAUUAUACUUUUUGCACGGCUUAACAAGAAGCUACGAUCUAAAAGUUUAUAUCUUGUUUUGAAUAUGGCAUUUGCUGAUCUGUUUCUGGGAGGUGUAUGUCUCCCUAUGUAUGUUUAUUUCCUGGCUCAUGGUCAGGUUAAAGUUGAUGAAAAAACUCCAACGUUUUUUACAAUAAUUUUCUUCGUCUUCGCACAGGCAUCAUUCAUUACCGCUGCUUUGAUAUCUUGUGAGAGAUUUUACGCCAUCUAUUGGCCGCUGAAGCACCGGCAGACACUUUCUACGCGAACAUACAGGCUCGUUAUUUUGACAGUGUGGACAUUAAGUAUCCUUGGGUCUCUUUUUAUAGUUUUUCUCCUGCAAUUCGUAAGCCUGGUGGCUCUCAAUUCUUUAGUGUGUUUAAUCUUCGUGUCUGUACUUCUAAUCAUCAGCGGCCUGAAUUUUGGUCUUUGGAGAAAGAUUCAGAAACAACCUGUUCCUCAUCACCAAAACAGAGCCUUACAAAGGCGACGCUUAACAAAGACCUUGUUAUUAGUAUCUCUCAUCGCCUUGGGUUCUUGGCUUCCACCUUUUAUUUAUUCCUUGAUAUCCCUUCUUGGAUAUAGGAUGUCUAACAACAUUUCCCUCAUAACGUACUUUACCUAUUUCUCCAACUCCUUUAUCAAUCCAAUAGUGUACGCACUAAGAAUUCCUGAUUUUAGAGAGGCUCUCAGAUUAUGCUGUUUCACAAAACACGAAGUGAUGAAGAGCGAAGAAAAUGCAGCAGGGGAUGAGAUGGCUGCAGAUUUGACGCUAGUGAUACAGAGACAAACAUUGACAGUGGAUCACAGUAUUUUACAGCUCACUUUUGAACAAGAAAUUGUACAAGAUACAAAAUUGUGA
Messenger RNA from Porites evermanni, 1704 nucleotides. NCBI's taxonomy places the organism in Eukaryota, Metazoa, Cnidaria, Anthozoa, Scleractinia, Poritidae. The record is from the annotation of a GenBank genome assembly.